This is a messenger RNA of Ostrea edulis (European flat oyster), 759 nucleotides long. RefSeq lists its product as uncharacterized. Gene Ontology annotation, molecular function: nucleic acid binding. The transcript has a single exon. Bases 1 to 759 code for a protein of 252 amino acids. The record is from RefSeq and is a predicted model, not a curated record. Gene Ontology annotation, biological process: DNA integration. NCBI's taxonomy places the organism in Eukaryota, Metazoa, Mollusca, Bivalvia, Ostreida, Ostreidae.
AUGGAACUAUUCACGGAUAACGGGCCACAGUUCUCGAGUUAUGUAUUCAGGAAGUUCGCGAGUGAUUGGGAUUUCGUUCAUACAACUUCAAGUCCCAGAUAUCCACAGUCAAACGGGCAGGCGGAAAGGUAUGUUCAAAUGGUUAAGAACCUACUUAGGAAAGCUGACGAAUCAGGAGGUAACAUUUAUACGAGCCUUAUGAAUUAUCGUGCAUCACCAAUUGAUGGAAUAGGACUGUCGCCAUCUCAGCUACUCAUGAAUAGACAACUGCGUACCAAGUUACCGAUUACAGCUAACAUGUUGAAUUCGAAAGUAGUCGAAUCCUGCAAAACACAACUUGCUGCGCGCCAAGAGAAACAGAAACACUACUAUGACCGACAAUCGUCAACGUUGCCCAUCAUGAACAGAGGUGAAAUAAUUCGUGUACAGAAAGACUCAAAAGAAUGGGAACCUGCUGUCUUAGAUCAGAAACUUUCCGACCGAUCGUAUUUAGUGCGCACAGGUGAUAACAAGCUGUAUCGCAGAAACCGCAGGCAUCUACUUAAAACGAGUGAAACUAUGUUGCCAUCUGAUGCUUCAGAUGGUACCGAACCGAUGACUGACGAGUCACCACAACCGCAUCAGGAUCAAUCCUACGCGUCGACCACUUCAUCAGUGAAGCCUAAACCACAUGAAAUUUCGAACACCCUGCGUCAGGAACCAAGACCACAGCGAACAGUGAGGCAACCAAAACAUCUUGAGGACUUUAUUUGCAAAUAA